CGUUCCAGUACUCAUUGCUCCCAUAAAAAACAAAAUGGGUAGGUCACCAUGCUGCGAAAAAGUUGGCUUGAAGAAAGGGCCAUGGACUCCCGAGGAGGACCAAAAACUCAUGGCUUACAUCGAAGAAUUUGGCCAUGGAAGCUGGCGUGCCUUGCCUGCCAAAGCUGGCCUUCAAAGAUGUGGGAAAAGCUGCAGACUAAGGUGGACUAACUACCUCCGACCCGACAUUAAAAGAGGAAAGUUCAGCUUGCAGGAAGAGCAAACAAUCAUUCAACUCCAUGCCCUUCUUGGAAACAGGUGGUCUGCGAUAGCAGCUCAACUUCCGAAGAGAACUGACAACGAGAUUAAGAACUACUGGAACACGCACCUGAAGAAGAGGCUAACGCGAAUGGGGAUAGACCCCACAACGCACAAGCCCAAGAGCGACGCACUCGGAGGCUCGGCUGGUGGUGGUUGCCACUCCAAGGACGCAGCCAACCUCAGCCACAUGGCUCAGUGGGAGAGUGCUCGCCUCGAGGCCGAAGCAAGGUUGGUUCGAGAGUCCAAGUUGCAAGUCCAGAACAACCUCGGAUCCUGCUCCAACGCCACGCAACCUGCGAGACUCGUCCUCAACAAAAUCACCACACACCAACCCUCUCUCCCACCCUGUCUUGACAUCCUCAAGGCGUGGCAAAGCUCUUGGUCCAAACCACAACCAACCACCAAAGAUCACAACAACACCAAAAUGAUGCAUGCCAUGUACGCCAUGAUGCUAUCCACCGACGACACCCUCGAGUCUCCAACCUCCACCUUGUGCUUCCCAGGAACAACAACAACAGCAACAACCACCACCACCACCGUGCUUCCUGUCCCCCACAACAACAUUGGAGUUUUGUUCAAUGAAAACAACAACAUGCUUAACGAUGCCGCCACCAUGUUGCACUUGCAAGACGAUGAUAUCAUGGCAGCGGUGGAAGCUUUCACUUCCAGUACUACAGGUUACAACGACGAACACGACAACGAUAAUGACAACGACAACAAUAACAACAACAACGUUAUCGUUGUUCCUCCCACGCUCUCCAACAGUGUUGUCCUCGAAGGACUCAACGGUAAUGAUAAUAAUGCUUUGGUUUAUGACUCCAACGAUAACUUGGGUACGGAGGAGGAGAACAUGGCAAUGAUCAACGGGGACGGAAGCCUCUGCAACGUAAACCUCGACGAGAAUAAUAAGCAUUACUGGAAUAACAUAUUUAAUUUGGUUAACGACACGCUUUCUGAUUCCUCUGUCUUUUGACACGGUCGCGUGUGGAGCUAGCUAGUUAGUUAGUGAGAUUAGUAGUAGCUUUUGCUAUAGGACUUUAGGUUAAUUAAAUCAUAGUAAUAAUCAUAAUGUCUCCAAAAUAAGUAUGCAUGUAACCAUGAUCAUUCUUGUCCAAAAUGGAUCUUAUGUGUUAGAAGUAACCGUUGAGUUGAGUGUGUAAAAGUAAAAGUAAAAGUAAAGGUAACCCCUCUUUCUAUUUA
This is a messenger RNA of Cajanus cajan (pigeon pea), 1500 nucleotides long. RefSeq names its product transcription factor MYB16. NCBI's taxonomy places the organism in Eukaryota, Viridiplantae, Streptophyta, Magnoliopsida, Fabales, Fabaceae. The record is from RefSeq and is a predicted model, not a curated record.